UGCACCGGCGUGCCCGCCGGCUCUGCCGGCAGCCAGCUGUAUCUUCUUUUACUGUUCCCCCUUCCCCUCUGUUUUCUCUCUCCCUUUCUUUCUUUCUCUUUCUCCCUUUAAGUAUAAUUGCCUGUCCAGUUUUUAAUAACUUAAAAUAAGAUAAAAUAAAAAACAAUGAUAAUAUAGAAUAAUCAAGUGGAACAAUAUGGGAUUGGCAUAUUUUCUCCACUUGAAAAAUUAAAUCAGUAAAAAAAAGAAAAGAAAAAAAGACAAUUAUGUUUUGCAUAUACAUUUAGGGAAAUUAUAUUCUAUAAAUUCCCAGUAGUUUGCGAAACUAAUCUAAUCUAACGGCACCUGAACCAAGCCGGGAUUUAGUGGCAUGUAUAGCAUUUUCUGACACUAUUUCAUCAGCUCUUGUAGUAUGUAGCAAUCCAUUUUCUGUUUACUUUCAGGCUGUUUAAGAUUGCGGGUAUUAUUGAUGUUCCUAACAGAGGUGCUGAUGCAGUUAGUCAGGAAUGAUGGAUAUGUAGCUUCAAGGACAAUCCCUUGCCCACAGCUAUGUGUUGUCCCUCACCUUAAAAUCUGAAUUUGGUUUUCUGGAUUACUGGUCUGUAAAGGAGGAAUUUUAUUGAUGUGAAUUCCUUUUAUUAUUCUGCAAAACCUAGAAAGAAAAAGUCAAUGCAAUGGUCCCUUGCUAUAACGCGGUUCACCUUUGCAGUUUUGUGGAUUUUGUUUAGCGCAAAUUUGCAUGGUUUUUUUUUUUUUUUUUUUUUUUUACAGCACAUGUGUUCUUCAUCCUGAUUGGUUGUAUCUCCUGUACAGUACAGAAUGCAUUCAGCUUGUCACAUUUAUUUAAUUCGCCAGCAGUGUGAUGCUGAAGUUGGUUUCAUUCUAUAAUACUGGAGUUAUUUUUCUACAAAAGUUUGAACUUUGAGAGUGUUUAAACGAGAGAAAAGUGUGAAAAUGCCUGUCUGAGAAAAGUAUAUAAUGUGUGUUGCGAGGUUUUUAAAAGCUUUAAAACAUCUAUAAUAAUUGUAAAACAAAUAAACCUGGCUAGUUUGCGGAUUUCACCUAUUGUGGGUUAUUUUUAGAACAACUCCCGGGAUUAACGAGGGACCACUGUACUGAAAAGGAGAAAGAAUGCUGACCAGUUGCUGUUGCUUAUUGAGCAUAUUUUUAGGUUGUUUUUGGCCCUUUCUGACACAGAAAAAUUGCAUGAAUAGAUUAGAGUAGGUCGCUACCAGACAGGAAUUGUAAUAUAUCUUUAUUUAUUUUACCAAAUAACUGUAUCUGAGCUGUGUGUUUUUUGUUUUUUUAAAGUGGUCACUGUUGCUGCCAGCUCAAGUAAACUGGUACUAAUUUUAACAUACCAUGGCUGUGUGUUACCUGUCUUUAUUGUGGUCUAUAAUGUUGCCAACUGGAUGUGAAAUGGAAAAAAAAACCCAUAUUAAUUGUAUUCUGUAUAUUAUAUUACUAUAUAUAAUAAUAUUAUUAUAUAAUAUAUUUUUUAAAAAUUCUAUUUAUUACCAUUUCUCUUUCCAGGUUAAUAGCAUGCUGUUUUGUGAUGAGACACUUUGUCCAGGCUAACAUUUCCUGCGAGUCCGAAAUGACUAUAAAAUAUUUUUUGAAUAUGUGGAGCAGGUUUAAUGAAAGCCUCAUUUUUAUUUUUGUGGGAGUGGUCACGGUUGCCGGACCUCAAGUCUGGAACUGGACCUUCAUCACACUCACAGUAAUUCUGUGUGUUGUUGCACGGGUCAUAGCUGUUGUUGGUCUGACCUUUCUGACCAACAAAUUUCAUAGUGUCAAGCUGACCAAGGAGGAUCAGUUCCUAUUUGCCUGCAGUGGCCUGCGAGGUGCCGUUGCCUUCUUCCUCGCUUUCCUGCUGGAAACGGACCACUUUCCAGAGAGAGAAAUUUUCGUCACUGCUAUUAUUACUGUGAUUUUCUUUACCGUCUUUGUUCAGGUCUUUCACCGUCUAGGCCUUCAUAUUGAUGGUGUCUGUGGAGACAAUGGGCAUCACCACAGGAUGGACAAACUGAAGCAAUUCAGUGACCGCUACUUGAAGAAGUGGCUGAUUGUAGGUGAAGGAACAUCCAACCCAGGAAGUGGCCUAUUACCAAGCCUGGAGCAGAGGGAGCCAGUCAACAGCUGUCUCAAGGACAGUAUGACGAGAUCCAUAAUUUUCUACAGAAUUCAUGGAUUCUGCUUCAGAGGACACGGCACUUUGCUUAGAAAUGAACAUUUAGUCUUUAUUGUGAUGCUAGGGCACAGAGUCCCUCUACCAGUCAUCCAGUCCUAAUUGCCUUCAUCCAGGAGGACACUCCAGGACCCAGUUCAGCAGUGGGCCACCAAAUGCAGGAUCAGGAUGAGCAGGAGGAUGAGGGUCAGCUGGAGCCAAGAGUAGGGGAAAAAAACGCAAAGUUCUUUAAAUAAUAAUCAUUGUACAUAGCUGAACUUUAUUUGAAUUAUUUGUUUGAAACUAUGUACAACAUAAAAUAUAAAAAGUUCUGUAAAAAAAAAAUCAUUGUAAACACUUAAACGUUGUUGUCAUAUGGACCUGGUUUAGGUUUAAGCAGUCGAAUGUUCAGCAGAAAAAUAUCACCUGCAAGUAAUGCCAGGUGACAGUAAUACCAAAGAGAGGGAAUACAAGUAAUUUGUUUUAUGAAUAUGAGAGAAACCAAAAAACUGCACCCUUCACAAAUGCACAGUCAGUCAAAUGGAAAGAAAAAAGGUGGCCCUACACACCCAGCAGACUGAUAUUUUCCUAGCCCUUCUCAAAGGCACUCCGUAUAGGAAAACGAAUCAGCCGUGGGUUCAUAUGACAAAUGCCAUUACCGUAUACGUGUGUAAGGACAUGGUGCCGUUUCUUACAGUAGAGGAAAAGCAGCUUUAAGAAAAAUGAUUAAGCUACUCGAUCUAUGUUACGAGGUACCCAGCUAUGGAACGGCAGGACUGAUAUGAUCAAUUAAUUAAAUACAUCAUUAAAAAAUUAAAUGUGUCAAUAAUUAAUUAAAAUUGGAA
Molecule: messenger RNA, 3012 nt
Organism: Oreochromis niloticus (Nile tilapia)
Lineage: Eukaryota; Metazoa; Chordata; Actinopteri; Cichliformes; Cichlidae
Product: Na(+)/H(+) exchanger beta-like
Exons: 6
Coding region: 1556-2290 (244 amino acids)
Biological process (GO): regulation of intracellular pH; proton transmembrane transport; potassium ion transmembrane transport
Cellular component (GO): plasma membrane
Molecular function (GO): sodium:proton antiporter activity; potassium:proton antiporter activity
Source: RefSeq, a predicted model, not a curated record